Lemur catta (Ring-tailed lemur) is the source of this 1906-nucleotide messenger RNA. RefSeq names its product matrix metallopeptidase 21 (gene MMP21). The record is from RefSeq and is a predicted model, not a curated record. NCBI's taxonomy places the organism in Eukaryota, Metazoa, Chordata, Mammalia, Primates, Lemuridae. Gene Ontology annotation, biological process: extracellular matrix organization; proteolysis; collagen catabolic process. Gene Ontology annotation, molecular function: metalloendopeptidase activity; zinc ion binding. Bases 1 to 1704 code for a protein of 567 amino acids. Gene Ontology annotation, cellular component: extracellular matrix. The transcript is spliced from 7 exons.
AUGCUCGCUGCCUCCAUCUUCCGUCCGACUCUGCUGCUUUGCUGGUUUGCUGCCCCCAGGCCUGCCCAGCCCGAGACCCUCUUCCACAGCCGGGACCACUCGGACCUGGAGCCAUCCCCCCUGCGCCAGGCCAAGCCCAUCACCGACCUCUACGCUGCGCAGCGAUUCUUGUCCAGAUACGGCUGGUCGGGGGCACAGGCCGCCUGGGCUCCCGGCCCCGAGGGGCCGCCAGAGGCCACCAGGGGUGCUGCCCUGGCCGAGGCCGUGCGCAGGUUCCAGCGAGUGAACGCGCUGCCGGCCAGCGGGGAGCUGGACGCGGCCACACUGGCGGCCAUGAACAGGCCGCGCUGCGGAGUCCCUGACCUGAGGCUGCUGCCCCCUGCCGCCCCGCCGCCCCCGCAGGGCCCGCACCCCAGGGCCCGCCGCAAGCGCUUCCUGCAAAUGCUGCUGCCCAGGCCAGGCCGGCAGCAGGAGGAGCCCCCGGAUGGAGGGGCCCUCAGGGCCUUCUCCAAAAAGACCCUGAGCUGGAGGCUGGUGGGCGAGGCCUUGAGCAGCCAGCUCUCCGUGGACGAGCAGAGACACAUUUUCAGACUGGCCUUCAGGAUGUGGAGCGAGGUGACACCGCUGGACUUCCGGGAGGAUCUCACCGCCCCUGGGGCCACAGUCGACAUAAAACUGGGUUUUGGGAGAGGCCGGCACCUGGGCUGUCCUUGGGUUUUUGAUGGGAGUGGACAGGAGUUUGCUCAUGCCUGGCGCCUGGGUGACAUUCACUUUGAUGAUGACGAACACUUCACGCCUCCCACCAGUGACAUGGGCAUCAGCCUUCUCAAGGUGGCCGUGCAUGAAAUUGGCCACGUCCUCGGCUUGCCUCACACCUACAGGACAGGAUCCAUAAUGCAACCAAAUUACACGCCCCAGGAGCCUGCGUUUGAGCUGGACUGGUCAGACAGAAAAGCAAUUCAAAGGCUGUACGGUUCAUGUGAAGGAUCAUUUGAUACUGCAUUUGACUGGAUUCGCAAAGAGAGAAACCAAUAUGGAGAAACGAUGGUGAGGUUUAGCACAUAUUUCUUCCGCAAAAGCUGGUACUGGCUUUAUGAAAACCGAAACAACAGGACACGUUAUGGGGACCCUAUCCAAAUCCUCGUCGGCUGGCAUGGAAUCCCAACGCAAAACAUAGAUGCUUUCGUCCACAUCUGGACAUGGAGAAGAGAUGAACGUUAUUUUUUUAAAGGAAAUCAGUACUGGAGAUAUGACUGUGACAAGGAUCAGGCUUAUGCAGAAGAUGAACAAGGAAAAAGCUACCCCAAAUUGAUUUCAGAAGGAUUUCCUGGCAUCCCAAGUCCCCUGGACACAGCCUUUUAUGACCGGAGGCAGCAGUUAAUUUACUUCUUCAAGGAGUCCUUGGUAUUUGCAUUUGAUGUCAACAGAAAUCAAGUACUUAAUUCUUAUCCAAUGAAGAUUACUGAAGUUUUUCCGGCGAUCGUACCACAAAACCACCCUUUCAGAAAUAUAGAUUCAGCUUACUACUCCUACACAUACAACUCCAUUUUCUUUUUCAAAGACAAUGCAUACUGGAAAGUAGUUAAUGACAAGGACAAACAACAGAAUUCUUGGCUUCCUACUAAUGGCUUAUUUCCAAAAAAGCCUAUUUCAGAGAAGUGGUUCGACAUUUGUGAUGUCCACAUCUCCACACUGAACAUGUAAUGAGAAAGAGGAAACGGGAGACAGUCAUAGGAUUUCUCUUCUAAGAGAAAAAAAUCUGAUUUCUUUUACAAAGAAAACAAACCAAGUUUUUAGUAGCUGAAGUGAAUAUAGCUCUCUAGCUAAAAUCCAAUAGAAAAAGCCUUACUUGAAACUUUAGAAGUACUUGAUUUAAAAAUCAAUUGCUCAAGCAAAAAAUAAUUCA